Messenger RNA from Pongo pygmaeus (Bornean orangutan), 2454 nucleotides. RefSeq names its product exoribonuclease 1 (gene ERI1). Gene Ontology annotation, cellular component: cytoplasm; nucleolus. Lineage: Eukaryota; Metazoa; Chordata; Mammalia; Primates; Hominidae. The transcript is spliced from 7 exons. Gene Ontology annotation, molecular function: nucleic acid binding; 3'-5'-RNA exonuclease activity. The record is from RefSeq and is a predicted model, not a curated record. Bases 239 to 1288 code for a protein of 349 amino acids.
UCCCUCUGUGGACUGUGGCGCUGGCGUUCCGCGCACGCCGGCUCACUGCGCCUGCGCGACGUGUGGACGCCACACGCUCCCGGAAGUGGGAGGUGGUCGCUGGAGUUUGUGUGGCCGCCGCCGCGGGAACACGAGCCCGGUAAUUUUUCAACGGAGAAAGGCGAGGCUUUCGGGCUCGGCAGAGUGAGAGUGAGCAAGUGUCCGGCUCCAGCAACUCUCCUCUGGCGUGACAGCCGGCAUGGAGGAUCCACAGAGUAAAGAGCCUGCCGGCGAGGCCGUGGCUCCCGCGCUGCUGGAGUCGCCGCGGCCGGAGGGCGGGGAGGAGCCGCCGCGUCCCAGUCCCGAGGAAACUCAACAGUGUAGAUUUGAUGGCCAGGAGACAAAAGGAUCCAAGUUCAUUACCUCCAGUGCGAGUGACUUUAGUGACCCAGUUUACAAAGAGAUUGCUAUUACGAAUGGCUGUAUUAAUAGAAUGAGUAAGGAAGAACUCAGAGCUAAGCUUUCAGAAUUCAAGCUUGAAACCAGAGGAGUAAAGGAUGUUCUAAAGAAGAGACUGAAAAACUACUAUAAGAAGCAGAAGCUGAUGCUGAAAGAGAGCAAUUGUGCUGACAGUUAUUAUGACUACAUUUGUAUUAUUGACUUUGAAGCCACUUGUGAAGAAGGAAACCCACCUGAGUUUGUACAUGAAAUAAUUGAAUUUCCGGUUGUUUUACUGAAUACGCAUACUUUAGAAAUAGAAGACACAUUUCAGCAGUAUGUAAGACCAGAGAUUAACACACAGCUGUCUGAUUUCUGCAUCAGUCUUACUGGAAUUACUCAGGAUCAGGUAGACAGAGCUGAUACCUUCCCUCAGGUACUAAAAAAAGUAAUUGACUGGAUGAAAUUGAAGGAAUUAGGAACAAAGUAUAAAUACUCAAUUUUAACAGAUGGUUCUUGGGAUAUGAGUAAGUUCUUGAACAUUCAGUGCCAACUCAGCAGGCUCAAAUACCCUCCUUUUGCUAAAAAGUGGAUCAAUAUUCGGAAGUCAUACGGAAAUUUUUACAAGGUUCCUAGAAGCCAAACCAAACUGACAAUAAUGCUUGAAAAAUUAGGAAUGGAUUAUGAUGGGCGGCCUCACUGUGGUCUUGAUGACUCUAAGAAUAUCGCCCGAAUAGCAGUUCGAAUGCUUCAGGAUGGGUGUGAACUCCGAAUCAACGAGAAAAUGCAUGCAGGACAGCUAAUGAGUGUGUCCUCUUCCUUACCAAUAGAGGGCACUCCACCGCCACAAAUGCCACAUUUUAGAAAGUAACAACAGUUUUGUGUGUGGAUCAUUCCAAUUGAAGUUGCUAUGAAGAGGUAGCAGAUGAAUCUCAUUGAAUUAGUCCUAUAGUGCAAACUGUAAGCACCUUAAAACAUUUAAAGUCUUAUUACAGGUGAUAGAGAUAGAUACAUGUAUGUGAACAGAUUUUGUAGGAAGGCAUACUGAAUUCUUUGUCACCAGCACUUUUGAUAUGAGCAGUAUUCGUUACAUAGUAACAGUUCCUGCUUAGAACUGAAUUUUAUAAUUUAAGGUGUUCAAGAUAUAUUCUUUUUGGUUUUAAAAUGCAAAAUCUUAUUGGCUGUUCUCUUGAAUGUCAUAUCUUACCGGUGUUUAAAUAUGUAAUGUAUUUCUUUAUUAACAUCACUAGAUGAAACCAUAUCUUAAAAUGCAGAAAUGAUUGGAAGGUAGGUCUUAUCUAGCCUUUGGAUUUCAAGAAUAUCAUAGUCCUUUUGAUUUUCAAAGUUUAUAUGUGAAGUUCACCAUGUAUGUGGUGAAUUUCAUAAGGUACUUGGUAUACAUAUCUGCCUAUGUUUCUUUUCAACUCAUAAUUGGAAGAAUUAUGAUGGAUUAUAGGGUCUGGUUAAAAAUUCAGUUACUGAAGGAAUUAAUGAAAACUCAGAAGAAAAUACUAAAAGGAAUAUCAUAAGGGCUGUAGCUCAAACUUCAUAAUACAUAAAUCACUAGGGUCUUUUUGGAUUUGGUUGUUUAAUUCGCCUUCCUUUUUUGACAUAUAUAUGCCUUAAUUCUUAAAUCUGAGGGACCAUGCUUUGAAAUAGACUGAAAAUUAAGGGUCACCACCUAAUUUUACUUUGUAUUCAGUAUCGUAAGUGAGGUUAAUAAAGUCAAUACUUUUCUACCACAUAUUAUGUUUUUGUUAUUAAAAAACUUCAUUGGCCACCAGUGAAGUUAGUCAAUAAAAGACUUGUUUUUCUGAUUUUACAUAGUAAAUGGCUGCUAAAUAUUGAGUAAUUCUUAACUAAUUCUAAAAACUAAAAUGUGCAUUUCGACUUGAUAAGGUAAAGCUCUUAUCUAGAGGCUAAACCCAUGUAUUUUCAGAAUUGAAUUUUUCUCCUUGUAGCUUUCAGGGAACAAUUUCAUUGACGUUGCUUGCUUCCUGCCUUUUACCUUUUAAUAAAAAUUGUGAUGCUACUUUA